Molecule: messenger RNA, 1323 nt
Organism: Cyanidioschyzon merolae strain 10D
Lineage: Eukaryota; Rhodophyta; Bangiophyceae; Cyanidiales; Cyanidiaceae
Product: mitochondrial ribosomal protein S18 precursor
Exons: 1
Coding region: 1-1323 (440 amino acids)
Biological process (GO): translation
Cellular component (GO): ribosome
Molecular function (GO): small ribosomal subunit rRNA binding; structural constituent of ribosome
Source: RefSeq, a predicted model, not a curated record
AUGAACCUUGCACACAAGUUUAUUCGGAACGGACCGCACGAGCUUGUGGUACGCUCUCUGCGCCUAAGCUUCGUGCAGAGACUGGUGUACAGGAUCGAGUCUGCAGCAGGGCACUACGGUAGUUGCGAGCGCUCACGCGCAUUCUCGGCGGCGGCAGCGGGCAAGACAGGUUCCAGCGGCGACGGGAGAAAGCAUAGCGGCAACCGGGUGCCACCGGCCGGUGAACGCGACACGGAUGAACUGAAAGCAGGGUCACAGCGUGGACCAGAGCUCGCCGAGAACCGUGUGGGACGAGAGCAACUGCAUAGGCGUUCCGGUGCGCCUGUUCACGGUAGGCAGCUCAACUGGGAAGAGGCGCAAAGACGCGCUGUGCUCGAGCUGUUCGGAAACCCGGCCUGGCUUGCUCCAUACGCAGCAGAGAUUCCGGUACAGGAACUCUCUCGAAUGCUGACAACUUUUCAGCUGGUGCAGGAACAACCACGGACAUUGCUCGCAGAUCCAGUGCUUCCUAAGUUUGGUCGACCAAAAGACAGUCCUGUUGGUGUUCAUGUUCCCGAGUCAGUGAUUGCUGCUUUUCGCCGAGAGUAUCCGCCGGCAGUCGCUGGAGCCUUGGAGCUCCUCGAUCCCGGUUUUGUCUGGGAUACCGAGGCGGGAGGUAUCCCUCGCCCAAAGAGUGAACUCCCGCCUUCUGUCUAUCGUGAAGACCUGGAGACACUCUGGCAACGGGUCGAUGAGCGUACCACCGGAGCAGACGAGCUCCGACAAACGGCUCGUUCGAGUAGGACAGGCGUCAGUCGUGGACCGCUCGCAGCGCUUGCCCAGUCCACGACGCCUUCGGUUUUGCCGCGGAAACAACAUCGAUGCCCGUUGUGUGACCUGGCCGGGGGCAAGGCACGCGAACUGGCAAUCAAGAGGGCUCGGCGAGAGCGCAAGCGGCAGAUCAAAACAUUCAUAGACUCCUUUACGAGCGAUGUCUUGGAACGGCAACAAGCUCUACGCGAAGGAAGCCCCCAAGGCACGCAGCUUGCGGCCGCCACACCGGACCAAGUCGUCGAUGCUGCGCUCAUGCCGCUUCUUGAAGAAACGGUACAACGCGAACUUGAAGCUGCCAGUCAACGAGAAGUGGUAGACUUUCGGGACGUGGACUUGCUUGUUCGAUUCGUGAACGAGGCGGGUCGCAUUCAGCCGAGAAGGAGGACGCACUGCUGUGCAAAGCAUCAACGGUGGCUAGCACGUGCGAUCAAGCAUGCGCGGAAUGCAGCCUUAAUCAGUCCAAUACGACGGAUCGGGUUCGAUCUUGUGGGCCGCCCCACGGAAUUUUGA